Gossypium raimondii (Peruvian cotton) is the source of this 2042-nucleotide messenger RNA. RefSeq names its product bifunctional 3-dehydroquinate dehydratase/shikimate dehydrogenase, chloroplastic. Bases 290 to 1849 code for a protein of 519 amino acids. Gene Ontology annotation, biological process: shikimate metabolic process; chorismate biosynthetic process. The transcript has 10 exons. Gene Ontology annotation, molecular function: 3-dehydroquinate dehydratase activity; shikimate 3-dehydrogenase (NADP+) activity. The record is from RefSeq and is a predicted model, not a curated record. Lineage: Eukaryota; Viridiplantae; Streptophyta; Magnoliopsida; Malvales; Malvaceae.
CGCACAAGCACCGACAGGUUAGCAAGUUCUUCCGUGAUCUAAGGAAUCGAGUCACACAGAGUUAAGGAAAAGGGACCAUGUAUGUAUGAAUGAAUGAUAGUACUGACACAUGCUCACUGUUUUCUGCUUAUAUUUCAUUUUCUGGUUUCAUUUCUUCUCCCCAAAAAGGCUGCUUGUGCUUGCCAAACACAUUCCGCCCUCCCUCCACCUACAAAGUUUAGUAGCCUAUUUUAGGGACACGCCAUAACUGACAUUCUAGCUAGCUAGCAAGUUUUUGAUUUCUUCUGGGAUGGACGUGAAGAACGAUGUGGUGGUGUGCACCCCGUUGGAAUUUGAGAGCUUGGAAGAAAUGGUGGCGUCCAUGGAGAAAGCAAAGGCUGAAGGUGCAGAUGUUGUGGAACUUUGCAUGGCGUCCAUGGCAGCCCCUUACCUUUCUCAUCAAGUAGUUGACCAACUUCUUGAACGAAAAACUCUUCCUGCUAUUGUCUCCUUCAGGCUCAAAUCAUCCCGGACCUUGAGCAAGGGAGGUUGCUAUGACACUUGCCUGAAAGUUUUGAAAAGGGCACUAGAGCUUGAUGUUGAAUUCGUUGAAAUGGACUAUGAGGUAGCUUGUGAGGUGAAUAUGGCAGAAUAUUUGCACAACCGUUCAAAUACCAGAAUCAUAGUAUCCAACUAUGUAAAUGAUGGGAGACCUUCAGUAGAAAAGCUUGUCGAUAUAAUUGCAUGCAUGCAAGCCACAGGAGCAGAUGUUAUCAAACUUGAUCUCUGUGUUGAUUACAUUACAGAUUUAGCACCAAUCUUUACAGUUCUCACUCAUUGUCAGGUGCCAUUGAUUGCUAUGGCAGUUGGCAACAGUGGUCUGAUAAGCCAACUGUUAGGACCAAAAUUCGGUGGUUUUUUAGUAUAUGGAUCUCUCGGAGGAAAACCAGUCCCUGGAUUACCUUCUCUUGUCAGUCUUAGACAAGUUUAUAAGCUCGAAUAUACAAAUGUGGAUACGAAAGUUUUUGGCCUCGUCUCAAAUCCAGUUGCUCAUAGUAAAGGCCCUAUUCUUUACAACCCUACCUUCAGACAUAUGGGAUAUAAUGGAAUUUACGUUCCUAUGCUUGUUGAUGAUAUUGAGGAGUUCUUUGAAACCUAUUCAGGCUCUGACUUUGCAGGUUUCAGUGUUGGAAUCCCACAUAAGGAAGCAGCAAUCAGGUGCUGUGAUGAGGUCCAUCCAAUAGCAAAGUCUAUAGGAGCAGUGAACACUAUAGUAAGGAGGCCCAUGGAUGGGAAGCUAAUUGGUUAUAACACAGACUGUGAAGCUGCUAUCUCUGCUAUAGAGGAUGCACUAACAGAUAGGAAGGUUAGCAGCAAAGGAGUGCCCAAUAGUACUUCUUCCUUGAUAUCCGGAAGAACAUUUGUUUUGAUUGGAGCAGGAGGUGCAGGAAGGGCACUAGCUUUUGGUGCUAAAUAUAAAGGGGCCAGAAUUGUCAUUUUCAACCGCGAUUACAAGAGAGUAAAAGCCCUCGCUGAUGAGGUUUCUGGGGAAGCAUUGCUGUAUGAAGCUUUAGAGAUGUUCCGCCCGGAGACAGGGGCGAUCCUUGCAAACGCAUCUGCCAUUGGAAUGGAACCAAAUUCACAUCAAAGUCCUGUUUCCAAGGAGGCUUUGAGAGCAUAUGACUUGGUUUUCGAUGUGGUUUACACUCCGAGAAACACACAACUCUUGAAGGAAGCUGCAGAGGUCGGAGUCACUACUGUGAGUGGUGUUGAGAUGUUUGUCAGGCAAGCUCUUGGCCAAUUCAGGCUGUUCACCGGUGGCUCAGCUCCUGAAGACUUGAUGAGAAAACUAGUAAUGGAACAAUUCUGAAAUCAGCAACCCACUGCUCAAAAUGACAGUAUCUUUCUUCUGUUGGUUUUUAUGGUGUUCCCAUUAAUUUCCUCAAAUAUGUAUAUAUAUAGUACAUAAAGUACCUUGCUUUGUAUGCAUCUUAUGGAUGACUAUAUGAUCUGUGUAAGUAGUUUCUAUUGUAAAUGGUUAUAUAUAGCUGAAUCUUAUUAUA